UUUUUAUUAUUCUAAACAAUUAGUUUUAAAGAGUUUUAAACAUUUUUAAUUAUUCACAUAAUUAAAAUUAGGUGUAUAUAUUAAAUAAACAUAAUUUUUUAUUUUUGAGAAAAUUAAUAUUUCUGAAAUAUUUCCCAACGGAUAAAGUAGAACUAAUAUUGUGAUCAGCUGAUAUCACAAAACUCGAUAAAAAUGACGUGACAUAAAUAAAAAGGGGAAUCACAGUUAAAAAAAAAUUUAAUUAAAAUCGUCACAAUCACGUUGUCAAUCUGUGAAUUUUGUAUUAAAUACAUCCAUACAUAGAUAAAUUUGUUUACAAUGUGAAAUGAUUUCUUUGAAAGAAACAACAAAAUCAGACAUGAGUAAUUUCAAUACAUUGGAAGCUUCACAAGAAGAGAAUUUUCCUUCGCAAUUUGCUCUUCAAGUUGCUUUUCAAACAAUGAAAGAACGUUGCCAACAUUUACAAGCAAGAUUAGCUUCUGUUGAGGAAGAAAAUAUUCGUUUACGAUUAGAAUGUGGUAAAGAAGUAGCUGCAAUUGCUGAAAAAAGUCGAAAAGAUACUAAAGAUGAAAUUUCAAUUUUAAAAGAAAAAGUCGAAGAAUUAACAAAACAAAAAUCACAAUUGAAUCAUCAUAUUUUCAUGGUGGCUGCUGAAAAUCGUCAAUUAUGGAAUAGAUUAACAAGAUUAACUAGAGCUAAUAAAUCAUUAGGAAAUCAAUUAACAAAAAUUUCAGAUACCCUUAAAAAACAUCCACCAACUGAGCCAACGGAUAUUUUAUCAUAUAGUUUCAAAGAGACUUGUAUUGAUGCACCGGAAGUUAAUAAAUGUCUCAUUUCAACGGAUGGUAUUAAAGAUCAGAGUCUAGAAGAGAUUUCUCUUAGGCUAAUUAAUAGUAUAAUGUUGGAGAAAUGUGAAUUAGAAAAACAAUACGCAGAGAUGGUAGAAUUACAAAGUGAUUCGCAGGUGAAUUUACAAAAUGUCGGCUUCACUUAUCCAGAGGAUGUUGAUACAGAUUCUUUGGAACAAUUAAAAGAUCAUGACAGUAGAUUAUCGCAGACAAAAGAAAUACUUUUAAGCCAACAGGCAAGAUUAAAGAGAAUCGUAGGAAAAAUUAAGACCUUAAAGAAAGGAACAAUGUGUCCAAUGUGUCGGAAAAAUGCUAGUAAAAUUUUGUGUCAAACAGGUACACAAAUUGAUUUAGACAUUAGUAUAAAAGAGAAUCUUAAAUUAAAAACAAAUUUAUCUUCUGAUAAUUUAAGUGAACGUAGUUUAAAUUCAGAGGAAAGUAAUUUAAGCAAUAAAAUAUGUCCCUUAUGUGGUGAAUCUUAUGGAAAAUCCAUUUCGUUCACUGAAUUUCAUGAACACGUAUUAAGUCAUUUUAGUAACGAAGACAUGGAAGUUGUACAUUAAAGAAAAAAGAAACAGACAUUAUUCCAAAUGACUGCAAAAAUUAUAAACAAAAAAAAAACAAAAACUGAUGAAUAAAUCAGUAACUCACGUACCUUGAAAAAAAUUAUUCAAUAAUAUUAUUUAAAAACAAAAGAAGAUAUUUUUUUAAAGAAUUGUACAAACUCGAAAAAUAGUGUACAAAUUCUUUUAUUAAUAGCAAAAAUAAAUUCAAUGAUUUAUUAUUCGAAGUAUUAGGGAAAAAAAAUUUAAAUAGAUGAUUGAAAUAUUUAAAUUUAUAGACACUUAUUUGGAACUUAUUAACCGAAAAAAUAAAAUUUAGUAUUAGUAUUAGUUAAGGAUUAAUAAUAAGCUUCUAUAUGUACGUGAUUUCUAUUUAUUUUUUAUACUUUACAAAUAUAUGGACAAUUCUUGAAAAGCUAAAUAAAUUUCAACUUUAUAUAAAAAUCUAAUUUUUUUUUU
Messenger RNA from Leptopilina boulardi, 1870 nucleotides. RefSeq names its product protein spindle-F (gene spn-F). The transcript is spliced from 7 exons. NCBI's taxonomy places the organism in Eukaryota, Metazoa, Arthropoda, Insecta, Hymenoptera, Figitidae. The coding region runs from base 326 to 1411 and encodes 361 amino acids. The record is from RefSeq and is a predicted model, not a curated record.